This is a messenger RNA of Diorhabda sublineata, 3556 nucleotides long. RefSeq lists its product as uncharacterized. The record is from RefSeq and is a predicted model, not a curated record. Lineage: Eukaryota; Metazoa; Arthropoda; Insecta; Coleoptera; Chrysomelidae. The transcript has 8 exons. The coding region runs from base 392 to 2740 and encodes 782 amino acids. Gene Ontology annotation, molecular function: serine-type endopeptidase inhibitor activity.
UAACGGUCUAAAUUUGAGGUUAAGCUUAUUUGUUUCGUUUAUAUUACAAAUAAUAAUUAAUUUCAUAGAAAAUAUUCAAUUUCGUCAAGCAUACGAAAAAUUGAACCAUAAAAAAUGAAACUAAUAGGUACUUAAUACAUUAAAAAGCAUUUAUAAUAAUUUCCUGUCACUAAAUCACAAAUUUUUAUAACGUCGUGUAUUAAUUCUCGUAAACUCUAUAUACUAUUCCGAUAAUUAAAACUAGUUAAGUGAUAAAAACUACUCGGCUAUCGUAAAUUAUGGAAAUUUCAACCUAAAUGAUCUUAUAAAAAAAUCACUUGCAAAUUAUAGUUUAAAUAGUUUUAUUUUAAAAUAAUAUCGUGCAGUGUUUUGUUGCUUUAUUACUAGAAACAUGCUUUUAACGGUUCUAUUUGCAAUAAUUGCAUCCAGUUUAGCAAACCACUGCGACUUUAAAACCAACAAAAUAUUUACAGUGAACGUGUAUAAGGAACUAGUUAAUCAAUCCGGGAAUGAUAAUUUGGUCGCGAGUGGACUUUCCGCUAAAAUUGUUUUAUCUUUGCUAGCCAACGGCGCUAAAGGAGAUACUUUAAAUCAACUACUGAAAGGACUAAAUCUACAGGACGAUAUAAAAUCUAUAAAUAAUGCAAAUAAACAAAUUUUAACUAAUUUAAAUAAAAAUGAAGUUGAUUUGAGUCUGGUAUUAGCAAAUAAAAUCUACCCAGCGCAGUAUUGUUCUAUUACGGAUAAAUUCAAUGCAACAGCCGUUGAAUAUUAUAGCAGUUCUAUAGAAACUGUAGAUUACGCCAAUCCGUCGAAUGCAGCGAAUAUUAUUAACCAAUGGGUAGAGAAACAAACCAAUCACAGAAUUGAGGACUUGAUUGACGCUUCCUUACUGACCACCUCGACUGCGCUGGUUCUAGUAAACGCUCUUUAUCUGAGCGGUAAAUGGCAGCACGAAUUUAAAAAGGAUAAUACCGAAAAAGGGGAUUUUCACGCGGUUACCGGUACCAAACAAAUGGAUAUGAUGUUCACUGAAGCUUUAUGUAAAUACAGCUACAGUGAAAAAUUCAAAGUUAAGUAUUUGGAAUUGAAUUUGGUGGGCGAACAAGUGAGCGUCGUUUUUAUAUUACCAGAUGAUUUGAAAGGGCUGAAAAAAAUCGAGGAAAAUUUGGCGGAAUACAUCGAAAAACGGGAUAUGGAAGAAGUUGCUGUUGCGAUUACGUUACCCAAAUUUAAAAUCACUUCCAAAAUCGAUUUCAAACCAAUAUUAAAAUCGCUGGGAAUCGAACGAAUAUUCACGAAUGAAGCUGAUUUAUCCGGAAUCUCGAAUAAUAGUAAAUUGAUUGUUGAUUUUAUUUUACAAAAAGCGUAUAUCGAUGUUAACGAAGAAGGAAUAGAAGCAGCAGCUGCAAGUGCAAUUGGGAUAAGCCGAAUGUCUGCUAUUACAGUAAAUGUUAAUUACACGUUUACUGCCGAUCAUCCAUUUUUAUUUUACAUUAAAGAAAAUAAUUACGACCAAAUAUUAUUUAUAGGCAGAUUUAACCAAUUCUUCUUCGACAGCAUAGUUGCCAAGAUGUAUUUCGGGUUUUUUAUUUUAUCCUUAGCGUUAAUAGCCGGUUGUAACUCUGAUAAUGUAAAAAGUAUAGUUCAAGGUAACGAUGAAUUUACUGUGAAAACCUACAAGGAACUGCUCAAAAUUUCUGCCGAUAAUUUCGUUUUCAGUGGAUUGUCUGCGGAAACGGUAUUAGCCUUGUUGGCCAACGGGGCUAAAGGAGAAACAAGGAGUCAACUUUUAAAAGGACUUAGUUUACCAGAAAAUCUAGAAUCAACUAACAACGGUUACAAAGAAUUGCUUCCGAGUUUAAACAUCGAUAAAGAAGCGUUAAAAUUAUCUUCAGCUAACAGAAUAUAUCCAGCAAAAGGUUUUUCCAUAACUGAAGCUUUCAAUAACACAGCAGUCAACGUUUACGAAUCAGGUGUACAGAACUUAGACUACACCAAUCAACAAGCAGCAGCUAGUACCAUCAAUCAAUGGGUUGAAGAGAAAACUAAUAAUAAAAUUAAGAAUCUCAUAGAUCCAAACAAGUUAUCUUCUUCGACGGUACUAGUUUUGGUGAAUGCUUUGUAUUUCAGCGGAGAAUGGACAGAUCAUUUCGAUUAUGUAUCGAAAGGACCUUUCUUCACUUCGGCUACUGCUUCCAAAGAAGUUGAUUUUAUGCGAACGGAAACUUGGGCUAAAUAUAGCCACGAUGAUAAUUUGAAAGCUACGUUUUUGGAAAUGGAUUUCAUAUAUGGAAACGUUAGUAUGACUUUCGUUUUACCAGACAGUCGAACUGGGUUAACAGCCACAGAAAAUAAUUUACAAGAAUAUUUGAAACCGAAAAAAAUGGAAUAUGCAAGAGUUGCUGUUACAAUACCUAAAUUUAAAAUCGAAACUACUAUCGAUUUUAAGCCGAUUUUACAAUCAUUCGGAAUCGAAAAAAUCUUUACAAAUGGUGAUUUGAGUGGAAUAUCCAGUGAAGGCCCAUUGAAGGUUGACUUCGUGGUACAAAAGGCGUUCAUUGAUUGCAAUCAAAAAGGAGUCGAAGCUGCGGCAGCAACAGCAGUUGGAGUAGCACUUUUGUCUGCAAAUAUAAACCCAGCUCCAAAAUACAUUUUUAAAGCGGAUCAUCCCUUCUUCUUUUACAUAAGAGAGAAGAAUUUGGGUGUAACACUUUUUGCAGGAAGAUUUCAACAGUAACACCAAAACAAGCUAAAUUCAACCAAUUAUUAAAGAUGAUACACUUGUACUUGUUCUAGAAAUAAAUAUAUAUCAAAAAACACGUAUUUUUUUAACUAAUCAGUCGUAAUUUGAAACCUAACAUAACCUCUUAAAACAGCAUCUCAAACUAAAUAUACCAAAAGUUGUCGCAGCUUUAUAUGAUAACUUAUCGUUUUUAAUUUGGAACGAAGAAGAAUAUACGUAACAGAAGAGGACCAGUGGCAAAAUUUUGACCUUAUAUCAAGAAAUUUCAAUCAAAUACGAACCCCCAUAUUUUCAAAACAUACAUUUUCAAUAUUCUCAUUUUUUCAUCUUUUUGAACUAAGGUAAUUAAUAAAAUCACUUACUUACAAACUAACCGGGACAUUUGGCGAUACAAAAAUAAUUUUAAUAUAUUGUCCUAUGCACUUAAACCACACUAUAAAGAGAUAGAAUUAAUCAGAAUUUUCUUCAUCACUGGUUUGCACAUCAGAAAAUUGGUCUUCACUAUUGUCAUUUUCGGAAUCUAUUGUACAAUCUUCAGGAUUAAUUUUUCCUUGUGAAAAUAACUUAUUUUCCCACAUAACUAAAGUUUUUGUAUUCGGCGGAGGCAAUUUAAACCGUAUUUUGAAAUUAUUUUUUAUAUCUUCGACAGAUUGAUGGUUAUAUAGCUUUUCGUGCAUCCACACUGCAGCUACGAUCCUUUGUUCAUUAGUGUACGAAGUUGUUUUUGUAUUACUUGCAUCAUCCAAUUCUGUAUCAUUUUCGCUAUCUACUUUUUUCUCAAUUUGAAUACUCAUUCUGUUACUUGUUUAU